GCUUCUCUUCUUCGUUGGUGGUCCCAUCUUGAAUGUUUCGAACGAACGUCGAUGACGCCAACGACAACAACGAAAAAAGAGAAAUCAAAAGAGCAUCAAUUUGUAGAGAAUUUAGAGGAUAUUCCCAAUUUAAUUGAAGAUGAAAGUCCUAUGCAACCUCAAACUAUUGAGCAGUCACAGCCUGAAUAUCACGAGAAUGUGAAUGAACAAAUAAAGGAUAAUACAAAUUCUAGCGUUUUAUCAGGUACUACAUCAAAGUAUAUACGUAAAGUAAACGUUGGUAAAGUUGGCGGUAUGUCAAGUUAUAUCGAUUAUAAGUCAAAUAAGGAUGCUAAAAAGCUACUUAACGUUAUUUUGAACGAUUUAGAUAAAAAGUGGGAUGCUAAAGCUCUAAUGUUCAAGCAGGUCGCAAAGGCACAGAGGAGUCUUAGAAAGAAAUCUGAAGAAGACUACAAAGUUCUCUCUCAGAAGUAUCACAGAUUGAUUAGCGAUUACGAUUUGCUCAAGAAGACUUCAGAAGAUGUGAGUAAAUUUAUGCCCAAAGAUAUUCAAGUCUUGCGUUUACAUAUACAUGAAGCCGAAGAUAGAUUAGCUGCACAUCACGCUAGCAUCCAACCUCUCAACGAUGAACUCAACGAAACGAAAGGAAAGAAUGCAGAAUACCUCGAUACAAUAUAUCAUCUUGAUGGAAAACUAAACGAGAGUGAUGGUCAGUUAGCUAUCGCACGUAAUCACCUUGAAAGUGCUCAAAAUGAUUCAUCUUUGUUACGCAUUCAAAUGGAAACAUUACGUGAACAACAACGUGAGAAUGAAGCUAUAAUUGCUUCACUUAAAGCUAGUAAAGAGGUUCAAGGUUUGAUUGAAAACUUUAACCCAAUUACUGCAAUUUUAGUACUAACUGUCGCAUACCUUCUCGCAUGUGUAUUAGGAUUAGCAGCUGACCCCAUCAAGAUAGCAAUGAUUUCAACAGGAGUAUAAUCACAUUAAUGACGUUAUACGUUACAAUUUCAUGAAUUUUUCAGUUUAUUUUCUUUUCAAUUUUAAAUGCGAGCUUUUACUUUCUCGAAUUCCUCCUUAAUUUGGUCCAUAGAUAAUCCUUGAGCUGGCCAACCAAUAACAAGUCCGGAAUCAUCUGUUGCACCUUCCUUUGGAAUGAUGUGGAAGUGGACGUGAUCAACGACUUGGUGUGCAUUCUUACCGUUGUUCUGUAAAAUGUUGUAUUCCUCACAACCAAUUGCUUUUGCUACUUUCUUAGCAGCUAAAAGUAUCUCAGAUGCAUACUCAUCUGGAACGUCACCAAAUCUAGGUGCAU
Messenger RNA from Wallemia mellicola CBS 633.66, 1312 nucleotides. RefSeq lists its product as hypothetical. The coding region runs from base 52 to 978 and encodes 308 amino acids. Lineage: Eukaryota; Fungi; Basidiomycota; Wallemiomycetes; Wallemiales; Wallemiaceae. The record is from RefSeq and is a predicted model, not a curated record. The transcript has 4 exons.